GAGGAGAAGCCGGUAUGAGAGGAGUAGAAGCGGACAGACUUCGGGAGGCGAUGUGAACACCGGGAAGACGGACACACCGCGGGGAGAGACAGACUAAUGGAACAAUCUUAUUUAAUCCAGUUAUUGACAAGGUUGAUCCUCUCUACCUCUUGGAAUGUCCAGCUUGUGUCCGGAUGCCCACUGGCUGACCCGCAGCAGUUCUUCACUGGCAAGCUUUAUGUCCUUGUGUAUCAGCUAAAGCUGCCAGCUGAAGAACUGUUGUGGUUGGCUCUUUCCUGGCACCCCAGCUUAGAAUGAAACCAUCACAGGUCAACAGUUGGAGGAAUCUGAGACGAACCAGAUGGUAGAGAAGUCAAAAUCAAUCUCAGGUCAGACAGGUCCUGAUUUUUAUCUUAAUUCGUUUAUGCAGCGCAUCCCAAUUUCCCCCCGUGCCCCAUUUGGAAGGUGUCACGUGAGCUGUCUGGGCCUGGCUCUGCAUUCUCUGCAAGCAUAAACUAAACCUACUGGCAAGGCCCAUGCUGAGUCAGCAACAUUCCUGAACGGAUGAGAUGCUCCUGCCCUUAUUUGGGUGUGGAACAGGCGGGGAACACCCUUUCAACCUCUCUGCUACUGAUCAAAAUGUUUUGAGGGUUUGAAAGAAGAAUUGCAAUGCUCUUAUGGAUGUCAGUGUGUUCGCUGGAUCAAAGCCCAGGCCUUUACAUGUGUUUCUGUUUAUGAAUAAGUCACCGGGUUCUUCGAUCGAACGAAGAACACACUCGCUGGACUUGCAUCUGUAACUUCCCCUCAUUUUUCCCCCAGGCCCUGCUGUGGUAUGUGAUUUUGGGUUUAUUUGUUCGGCUUAUGCAUACUGUGCAUGAGUACAACCACCGACACACAUGCGUACGCACGUGUGCGCUCACACACACACAAACACAAACACACACACACAGUGCCUGACCCUCAGCAAGCAAUAAGCCUCACUUCAAGGGCAAAAGCAGUGCCGAAAACAGGAUAUGAAAAUGUGUCUUAAGCCUCCCAGCCAGAUGAAAAGCGAGGUAGAAAAUGUUCUCACCACUCAGCAGAACCAGAUGCCCAUGGCCUGAAAAGUGAAGCCCACACUUUUUGUGUUUGUGCUCUCCGUCAUCUCUGAGGCUCAUGUAGGAUCAAUAUCAUUAACUGUUGUGGAUGCUGUUUAACUUUUUUUUAAUGAUUCAAGACUUUUUAUAAAUUCAAUCUGGUUAAUUAAACAUGGUGUUUACAUGCAUCUGAAUAUUAAUAAUCUUAUGUUUUAUUGCUAAGUUGUAGCACUACAUUAUGGUCAUGUAGCACAUAAGAAAGAGAAAGUAUUUUUAAGUAUCAAAAAUGGAGGUGAUAUCAUAAUGUUCAAGGUCAACAAUGAAUCUGAAACAUUAAUGGGUUUUGUUUUUGAUAAAAAAAUAAUGUCAUUUUUAUUUCAUCUUCACACAAGCAUCUUCUUAUUUGCUGUAUGUGCCUACUGCACAGGGCCAAAUGCAGCGGUGUUUUAGAACCUAUUUAAUGCACAAUCCAAUGAUCCUGACUACAGUAUGUGUCUGCUGAACUGAUUACAUGUAGGCCUAAUAUCAUUUACACUUCACUGACUUUAUAUAAAUGUUUUUUUCAUUAGAAAGGCAAUUUAAACAUUUGUGAAAAUAAUGUGCUAUAAAUGCACUUAUUCAGAGCUUUGACAUGCAUUAUAAAUGAUUAUAACAUCAUAUUGUCUCUGUUAUUUUUAUUUUCAAAUGGUGUGUGAAUUUGAACUGUGGAAAUUCUUGUGUGUUUAAAUUCUUUCAUUAAAAUUAUUGUCUUUAGUAUCAGUGAUGGUGCAUAAAAGACAUACUGCAUAUUCACAGUGGAAAGGAAAGAAUUAAGUAAAGCGUGUGUGUAAUAAUCUGAAGCUUCGCUCUAAUUAACAUUUAUCCUGACUGUUUGACUGUCUGUCUUCGGUCAGUCAUUGGGAAAUUACAGAGAAAGUGUGCUGAAACAGCAUACUAAAAACUUAUGCUCCACAAAUUGAACUUAAAAAAGAGAAGUUUAAAAAAUCAGAUUUACGAAAUCAAUUGCGCAGAAAGAGACCAGCAUUGUACAGCUUUGUAUAAAGGUUAAAAGCUCUAUGUUGUUACAGGAAGAGCAGUAGAAUUACUAAUGGCAAGGGUCAGAUGCUUCUUGAUAACCCAUUGAAGUGUGAUAUCGAUCAGUCAGCAGUGGGAUUUCAAAGCACUUUUGGUUUCAACACAUUAGAUAAUAUUUAAACUGGAAGGGGAUGUAUGAAGCCCAAAGCCCUCAGGUCAGCAAAUGCUGCCAUGACUUAGGAUUUCCUUUAUAAGAAAUUAUAGACACAAAAUUUUCCUGUGCCGUUUUUUUUCUCCAGUGUCUGGUUUGAUGCCUGUCCUCAUGCCACCUGAAGAGAGGAAAGAAGGUUCUAGGGCAACAUACUCAGCACCAGGUUAAAGCUGCUUACGCAGAUUACCUUGAGUUCCAGGCAGACAGGAGAUCACAGCACCUGAUGAAACAUUCAUGUUGCAACACUGUGCCAGACCUCUUGCAAGCUUGCUUGAUCUUUGGCCCUGUGACUGAGGCAGAGUGCUGCCGCUCUAAUCGAGCACAAGUUACCUGCUGUGCUGUGAGACUCACUUUUCCCCAGGUGUAUAGCUAAUGAGGCAGUCGGUGGCCUUUUGUGUAUUUAAAGAAUCAUCUGUUUGUAACCAAGUAGUUAAAAAGUGACCCAGGCAAUUUAUUUAUUUAUUUUUUGCAAAAAUCCCAGCGCUUUACUAUGACUCAUCAUAAGUUUGCUCAGCAGAGGCCAUUUUGUGUGCGAAGCCUGAGAGGAGGCAGCACAUAGACAUAAAGCGUGACUCAUGACAACGAGCUUUCUCACUCGGCAUGUAGACAAGCCAGACACUCACACUUGCAGUGUGUAGAGUAGAGCACACCAUGAUUCUGGAUCCGGUUUCUACUCUCUCAUGAUUCAUAUCAGGAUUGAGAUCCUAAAACCACACAGAUGUAUCUAUCUAUUGAAUAGCAUUUUGCAUACAAGCAGUCGAAAAACUAAUGUGAAAAAUAGAAUAGGAUCAUAUGCUGUUAUAUAAACCAAAUGCAGAUGUGAUGCAGUGGCUUUAAUCAUGCCUCAAGCCGAAGAUAAUGUUUAAGACCUGUGAUCCCCAGACAAAUGGAUGAGUCCAUCAUCUCCAGGCCUAUAAUAAACGAUAGCCUCGGUCUGGCCAGCUCAUUAACUACUGCUGGAAAAUACCAUGAGCGGAUGUCUGAAUGCAUCCUGAUGACUCAGAGCAUAUGCACACCCACCGCCACCACCAUGUCUGAGUGACUAACUAGCCUCCUGUUCCACUGGAGCCCUGAACAAGCUCUGUGACGCAUUCGGCAAAGCGAGGCCACCAGCAAUGUGUCACGUUUAAUGUGGCCUCGUUGCCACGAGGUGGGAUGAAAAAGGGAAAAAUGUGAGAGUAAGAGCCUUUGAGGGCACACCAGUGGGUGAAUAGGAUUCAUUGUGGGUCUUUAAUCUGCUGUCUACCUCUGCAGUUAAUCCUGCUGGUGACAUCAGGACGAGACUGUUCAGGUGACUUUCCAUUUUCGAACCAUGCUGUGCAAUGAUGAUCGCACUGUGCUGGAUGACAGUAAGAAAGUCGGGGUGCCCAUGGAAGUGGUGUUUGGAAACAUGUUCAAGCUAGACGUAUGGGAGACUCUACUCAGGUCCAUGCGCAUAGGAGAAGUUUCAGAGUUCUGGUGUGACAUUAUCCACACUGGCCUGUACCCCAUGGUGGCAAAAAGUCUUCGGCGCAUUGCAGUGGGAAAAGAUCCCGUAGACUGGCACAUCCAUACCUGUGGCAUGGCUAACAUGUUUGCGUUUCACACCCUGGGUUAUGAUGACCUGGAUGAGCUCCAGAAAGAACCACAGCCUCUCAUCUUUGUGUUAGAACUACUAAAGGUUCAGCAGCCGAGUGAGUAUCACAGGGAGUCGUGGGCAAUGAAUGAUGAGGAGAGACUAAAGGCUGUUCCUGUGCUUCAUGGCCAAGGAAACAAACUGUACAAACAGGGUCGCUUUGAGGAGGCCACAAACAAGUACAAGGAGGCGAUCCUUUGCAUCAAGAACAUUCAGUCUAAAGAGAAGGCCUGGGAGGCCCCCUGGCUGAAGCUUGAGAAGAUGGCCAACACUCUCACACUCAACUAUUGCCAGUGCUUGCUGCGCAUGCAGGAGUAUUAUGAAGUCAUUGAACACACUAGUGACAUCAUCAACCAGCAUCCCGGGGUAAUGAAAGCUUUCUACUUGCGGGGAAAAGCACACAUGGAGGUGUGGAACGAGGCCGAGGCCAAGGCUGACUUUCAUAGAGUGCUGGAUCUAGACCCAGGUAUGAAGAAGUCAGUGAAGAAAGAUCUAGCCGUUCUCAACAUGCGUAUGGAGGAGAAGAGAGAGGAGGACAGACAAAAAUACAAGGGAAUGUUCACAGCCACAGCAAAGGAGCAAACAAUUCCAGGACAAAUAAAGGAACAGGAGAAUACAGACCAAGAAACAACAGAACAAUCAACUACUGAGCAAGAAACUUUCAAGCAAGUGGCUCUAGAGCAAGAACAAGAAACAACAUUCCUGGAAACCCCAGAGAAAGACAAUUCAGAGAAGGAAAUUUUCAAGCAAGAAACUCUAGAUCUAGAAACGUUUGAGGAGGAAAAAACAGAGGCAAAGUAUCCAGAGAAGAAAACACUACAGCAAGAAACUCUAGAUCUAGAAACUCCAGAGCCAAACAAUCCAGAUGAGAAAACCCUAGAGCAAGAAAAUCUAGAGCAAGAAACUCUUGAGGAGGAAACAACAGAGGCAAAGUAUCCAGAGAAGAAAACACCACAGCAAGAAACUCCAGAGGAGGAAACUCCAGAGCCAAUCAAUCCAGAUGAGAAAAUGCUAAAGCAAGAGACGCUAGCACAAGAAACUAUAGAGCAAGAAAUUACAGAGAACAACACUCCAGAGCAGGGAACUCUAAAGCAAGAAAUCCUAGACAAUGAAACUCCAGAGUAGGAAGAACAAGUUACUCCUGAACAAGAAAAUGAACAACUUCUGUAUCACAGUUAACCUCAACAGUAGCACAAACUUUUAAUGACUGUCAGUGACAAAGCUUCUUAAUAAAAGAAUCUGACAGCCAUGUGAUCCAUUUGAUCCCUGUUAUUGGAAUUCAUCUAAUAGGGCAUGAGGUGGGCAUAUUGCUUAUAUUUAGUAGUUGUGCUUAAGAUAUGAUCUGAUAAAUAUCUGAUAUUUGAGAAAAUACUACAUAUACGUACAUAAUAUUUAGAUGAACGAUUUUCCAUUUUGGGUGAAAUAUUAUCCAUACAAUGCA
This is a messenger RNA of Hemibagrus wyckioides, 5336 nucleotides long. It is a transcript of the gene aipl1, whose product is annotated as aryl hydrocarbon receptor interacting protein-like 1. The record is from RefSeq and is a predicted model, not a curated record. Gene Ontology annotation, molecular function: peptidyl-prolyl cis-trans isomerase activity; protein binding. The transcript has 7 exons. The coding region runs from base 3593 to 5020 and encodes 475 amino acids. Lineage: Eukaryota; Metazoa; Chordata; Actinopteri; Siluriformes; Bagridae.